AUGGCUCCAGUGAACCAGCCAAAGGACAAGAAGCAUGAGAGGGCACGUGAGCAUUGGAUGGAAGAGGCAAAAUCAGCUGGGGAGAGGAAAAUGGACUACGAGGAGCUAGGGAAUGAGCCACAAGCAAAGAGGUUGUUUGUGAGAAAAACAUCCAAACCCCCAGAGAAAAUCGGUUGGAGUGGAGGUGGGUCCGUGGUGAGAAACAACAGAGUCCUUUUCCAUCAGCUGGAGCGGCAAUGCAGCAUUGUUCAUUAUGUCUACCAGAACACGCUGGGAGGCUCCAUUCGGGCACAGCUGAGGCAGAGUCUGCAGCUGCCCUUUCUGCGUUCUCUUGCCUCAUACCGCCUCUUUCGAACAGCAAGUCCCUUUGACAGGAGAGUGACAUGCCUGGAAUGGCAUCCAACACACCCCAGUACUGUAGCUGUUGGUUCCAAAGGUGGAGACAUCAUCCUUUGGGACUAUGAAGUACUUACUAAAACCUGCUUCAUAAAAGGGAUGGGAGCUGGAGGGGCCAUCACAGGAAUGAAGUUUAACCCUUUUAACCCUAGUCAGCUGUACACUUCGUCAGUUGCCGGCACUACCACCCUGCAGGAUUUUAAUGGCAAUACUGUCCGGGUCUUCACCAGCACCGAGGACUGGGAGUAA
Messenger RNA from Leptosomus discolor (cuckoo roller), 645 nucleotides. The record is from RefSeq and is a predicted model, not a curated record. Lineage: Eukaryota; Metazoa; Chordata; Aves; Leptosomiformes; Leptosomidae.